This is a messenger RNA of Tarenaya hassleriana, 1976 nucleotides long. RefSeq names its product cyclin-A2-4-like. Bases 236 to 1684 code for a protein of 482 amino acids. Gene Ontology annotation, cellular component: cyclin-dependent protein kinase holoenzyme complex; cytoplasm; nucleus. The record is from RefSeq and is a predicted model, not a curated record. Gene Ontology annotation, molecular function: cyclin-dependent protein serine/threonine kinase regulator activity. Lineage: Eukaryota; Viridiplantae; Streptophyta; Magnoliopsida; Brassicales; Cleomaceae. Gene Ontology annotation, biological process: regulation of cyclin-dependent protein serine/threonine kinase activity; mitotic cell cycle phase transition. The transcript is spliced from 11 exons.
CUACUUCGUAUGCAUAAGCGUGCCUGCAUUUCGUAGCGUUUUGUGCGAACGUAGACCCGACUGGUUUUCCCGUGAUUUCUUGACUCCUUGUCGAAAUUUGAAGCUUUUGAUUCGUGGGUUUCUACGGAUUUUCUCGUGGGUCUGUUUGUUUCCUGAGAAAAUAAAAAUAUGGGAAAAUCAUGCAGUGCUAAGAUCUAAAACUUCAAGGUUGGAUCUUUUCCGUGGGAUUUAGAUCAUGGGAAAGGAGAAUGCUGGAUCUGGCAAUGCCAUAUCGCUCCAUGGCCGCCCUUUUACGCGUGCCUUUGCGUCUACUUUGCGUUCUUCGGGACAGACAAAACCUUCAGAAGUGCCUACAAGACAGAAUCAGCAACGGGUGCCGAGAGCUAACACGAAAAGAGCAGCCUUGGAGGAGAAGAAAAGCAAUGCACCUAAGAAGCGAGCCAUUCUAAGGGAUGUCACCAACAUUAGCUGCGAGAGUUCAUACAGAAGUUGCUUCAAUGUCGCUAAAGUUCAGGCGAAGGCCAUCAACCAGUUCAAGAAGGGACGGGCGAGUACAUCGAGAGUGGCACGUUCUGGUACUUCAGAAGAAUCUGAUCUUCAAUCCAGGACAGAAGCAACGGCUGUUGAACAGAGUAGGACAGUCGAGUCUGAACUGAGUAAAGCGUCAAAUUCGGCAAGAAACCCGUGUUUUUCUUCAGGCACGAGCUUAGUCACAAACGAAGGAGCAGCUAGCUGUAUCGAGAAGCUGAAUUCCAGAUUGCCUCCUCGACCCCCUGGGAAAUCAGCUUAUAAAGUGGAGAAGAAUGAUGUUCCCGGCAGUUUGACAGCGUUGGAUAGUCCGGAAUUCAUAGACAUUGAUUUGGAUCACAAGAACCCUUUACUCUGCAGCUUUUAUGCACCUGAAAUCUACCACAAUCUGCGUGUUGCAGAACUUAACCGUAGACCUUAUCCCGGUUUUAUGGAGAGAAUACAGAAGGAUAUCACCCAAACCAUGCGGGGAAUUCUGGUUGAUUGGCUUGUGGAGGUCUCUGAGGAAUAUACACUGGUGCCUGACACUUUGUACCUCACAGUAUAUCUUAUAGACUGGUUCCUUCAUGGAAACUACAUUGAAAGACAGAGACUUCAAUUGCUUGGCAUCACUUGCAUGCUGAUUGCUUCGAAGUAUGAAGAAAUCUGUGCACCACACAUUGAAGAGUUCUGCUUCAUCACGGAUAAUACUUACACAAGAGAUCAGGUGCUGGAAAUGGAGAGCGAAGUGCUCAAGUAUUUUGGCUUUCAAAUAUUCACUCCCACUUCGAAAACAUUCCUCAGGAGAUUUCUUCGAGCAGCUCAAGCUUCUCACCCGAACUCGAGUCUCGAACUGGAGUUUCUAUCCAACUAUCUGACAGAAUUGACGUUAAUAGACUACGAUUUCUUGAAGUUUCUUCCUUCUGUUAUCGCUGCUUCUGCUGUUUUCCUUGCAAAGUGGACCUUGGAUCAAUCAUGCCACCCUUGGAAUCUGACUCUGGAGCAUUACACAACGUAUAAAGCAUCGGAUCUCAAAGAAUCGGUUUUCGCCUUGCAAGAGUUGCAGCUGAACACCAAAGUAUGCCCCUUGAACGCUACACGCAUGAAGUACAGACAGGAGAAGUUCAAAUCCGUGGCUGCUCUAUCUUCUUCGAAGCUGCUUGACACGCUGUUCUAAAGGACUAAACCAAGCGGUUCAUCUCUUAACCGAUAACACAUUUUUUUUUGUCAUAUUGAUCUUUUAAUCAAGCCAAAAAAAUCGUUGUUCAUAAAACUAGUUCGACUUUUCCACUCAUCUCUACCACAAAUCCGGUCUAAUUUGGUUUGGUUCUAUUUGAGUUUAGAACUUUAGAUUGGUUUGGUACCAAAUCCGGUUAAACUUAAACCGGUAGCAGCACCAGAUUAGUUUAUUUGUAUCACUGGGAUGUACAUUAUUACAGAGUCGAUCUUUCUAUGUCUUUUUCCGGACA